Aedes albopictus (Asian tiger mosquito) is the source of this 1938-nucleotide messenger RNA. RefSeq lists its product as uncharacterized. NCBI's taxonomy places the organism in Eukaryota, Metazoa, Arthropoda, Insecta, Diptera, Culicidae. The coding region runs from base 186 to 1142 and encodes 318 amino acids. The record is from RefSeq and is a predicted model, not a curated record. Gene Ontology annotation, molecular function: nucleic acid binding. Gene Ontology annotation, biological process: DNA integration. The transcript has 2 exons.
ACCACCCCACUACUAAUCUGAUCCUUACUCACUACCAUCGAAAAUUUUACCACCAAAAUCAUGAAACGGUGAUCAACGAACUUCGACAGAAAUUCUACAUUGCGAAAAUCCGUACUGCCUAUGCCAAAGUCAAGAAGAACUGCCAGCGAUGUAAGAACGACACCGUAAACCCACGCCCACCAAUCAUGGCCGAUCUUCCAAUAGCACGCCUUGCGACGUACUCGGCCCCCUUUACCCACACAGGGAUCGAUUUUUUCGGACCGUACGAAGUAACUGUGGGAAGACGCACUGAAAAGCGAUGGGGCAUGCUCGCAACCUGCUUAACAAUCCGAGCAAUCCACAUCGAAUUAGUUCCUUCAUUAAGCACUGACUCCUGCAUUAUGGCAAUAAGAAAUUUCAUCGCACGCCGUGGUACACCUAGUGUGAUAUACAGCGAUAGAGGAACCAACUUUAUCGGAGCGUCUCGUCAAAUGAAAGAAGCCGCCGAAGCAGUGAACGUGGACGAUGUAGUGAAGGAAUUCACUUCGGUCGAUACAACUUGGUCCUUUAACCCACCCUUCGCGCCACACAUGGGAGGCAGCUGGGAGCGGUUGAUAGGCAGUGUAAAGCGAAAUCUACGAACAAUCAACCCUCCGCGAAACCCAACUGAUGAAGUUCUGCGUAAUCUUCUAAUCGAAGUCGAAAACAUCAUAAAUUCUAGACCGCUAACCCAUGUCCCCAUCGACGAUGACUGCGGCCCUGCCUUAACACCGAACCAUUUCCUACUUGGUUCAUCAAACGGAAUUAAGCCAUACUCUACAUUAGACGACAGCAAAGCUGCUCUUCGACAGAACAUCUUAGCCUCACAAGUACUAGCGAACACGUUCUGGAAGCGUUGGCUUAGCGACUACCUGCCAGAAAUCACCAAACGGACGAAGUGGUUCAGUCGAAGUGAUCCAGUAACCGUGGGAGACGUGGUAGUGAUUGCCGAUCCCAAACUACCCCGCAAUUGCUGGCCUAAAGGGAAGGUCAUCGAAGCACAUCCGAGCAAAGAUGGAGAAGUUCGCUCGGCCACAGUACGGACAUCUACCGGAGUCUACGUGCGACCAGUCACCAAACUUGCAGUACUGGACGUAAGGCGCGAAGCAAGUAAGCCAGCCUGAACGCUGGCGUACCUGGGGGGAGUGUGAACUGUCCUAUCGAACAGUGCGCGCCCAUUGUGUUUCUGCCUUUGCAGCAGCCCUGCUGUUGCUGUUCUGGCGGCACUGAUUGGAGUGACAGAGCGACCGCCUGUCACUGUCGUGAGUAAAUGACAAAGAGAUGUUGAUAAGUAACGUUCACGUUGGAAUAUUUAUCGUUCACUUACUACUAUCCUAAAAUAAGUUAACAGUUAAUACGUUAAAACUAUACUUAAACCUAAUUGUUUUGCUAGUGGAGUCAGGUACUUGGAUUACUCUUAUUGAAAUAUGCCUUAAACUAAUGAAUUCUCUACAACUAGUGCCUAAACUACUGUAAACCUACUGAGGAACUACUGUGUACAGAGUACCUAACCUAAAUUUUCCUAAGCUAAAUCGGAACGCUACUAAGAAUACGAACACAACAGCCCCAAUUCCCAAGACCCUCCGGAUUACGCUAGGGGAACUAAACGUAAGUUGAAGUUUAAAUCUAAAUGAAAAUCCAUUAUGCUACCUAUGUUGAAACAUGCACCUAUAUAUCAUUAUGCUACAAAGUUAUACACUAAAUUACCUAUACAGCAUUAUUGUAAACCUAAAAGUCAUCCCAUCCUUAACACCAUUCAGGAAUUUAUUAAUCUCCCAAAUAAAGAGCCGUGCACUACAGAUUGCUCUGGAGAUUAAUCAACCGGAAAGAAUCCCCCUUUCAGUCUGGGUGACAAUUGUUGACACUAAAUUCAACAUAUGGAGAAAACUAUUUUAUUAUAUUGUUACGAUACUUAACAAC